Molecule: messenger RNA, 4682 nt
Organism: Plectropomus leopardus (leopard coralgrouper)
Lineage: Eukaryota; Metazoa; Chordata; Actinopteri; Perciformes; Serranidae
Source: RefSeq, a predicted model, not a curated record
UCUCGCCGUGUCGUGCGGAGUGUUGUAUUUUCUCCACCGUAGCUGUUAAACUAAACCGUAUAAUAUUCAUUGUAAGCUGUACAAAAACGCCAUCGGCAGGAGAGGGCAGUUGUUAACGCAGCAGUGCCGUCUUUGAAGAGCUCCGGGUCGGCAAGAAUACUCUUUAAUGGAUACUCCUGAAAGCCCUACGCAGUCCCCUCAGUCCCCUGAGGAGGAGGAGAAGGGCCUUUCUGACAGUGAGCUGCUGGAUUCUCCUGAUGAAGAGGAGGAUAGGGUCAUCUCAGACAGUGAGAUAGUCCACGAAGAGGAAAAUGGGGGGCUUGGUGAGGAGGAAGAGGAUGAUGUGGUGGAAGGCAGGGGAAGAAGUUCUGAAUUAGAGGAGGAGAGGGAAGAAGACGAUGAGGUGGUACCUGACUUUGUCUCUGAUCCAGAGGAUGAGGAGCCGUUAGGAGAAACAGAGGGAAUGGGACAGGAGGAUGGGACCAUUGUGCUGAUGGAAGGAGAUGAAGAUGGUCCACAGGGGGACCAGUUGGAUGGGGAGGACGAGAAGGAGGAAGAGGAGCAAGAGGAUAGAGUCUUUGACACGCCACAGUCUCCAGACUCAGAGCCAGAACAGAGCAAGAGCUUCACUGCCGAAGAGGACGGAGAAGACCGGGACGAUGGAUUCGAUGACUACAGAAAGGACGAUUCAGCCGAGCCCGAGACAGCUGAUGUGGAUGAUGAUGAUGAGGAGGAGGACAACAAAAGCAAAGCUGAGGAGGAAGAGGAGGACGAAAGGAUGAGAGCUGAGGAAGAACAGAGGAGGAGAGCUGUCGCGGUGAGGGAGAUGAAGGAUGACUCGGCGUCUGUUUCCCGCGAGCUGGACGAGCACGAGCUGGAUUAUGACGAGGAGGUCCCAGAGGAGCCCAGCAUCCCUGCACAUGAGGAAGAGGAAGAUGAGGAAGACACAAAAGCAGAGAGAGAAGAAGAGGAGGAGAGUGAAGACAAGAGCAGUAAGAAGAAGGAGAAGAAACCAAUCCUCCCUCCGUCUCCUAAAGACUCCAGAGGGCCCGAGAGGAUGCGCAGAGAUUCCUUCAGAGACAAAAAGAAGGAAGAGGAUGAUGGAGAGAUUGAUGAAGGAGAGAUUGAUGAUGAUGACCUGGAGGAGGGGGAGGUUAAAGAUCCCUCAGACAGGAAGAUCAGACCACGUCCCAUCUGCAGGUUCUUCAUCAAAGGAAAUUGCACAUGGGGUAUGAACUGUAGAUUCAUCCACCCCGGAGUCAAUGACAAAGGGAACUAUUCCCUCAUCAGUAAGCCAGACCUCUUCUCACCUAACGGAGCGCCUCCUGGAGGACCACACCCACUCAUACCCAAUAAUCCCUGGGCUGGUCCUGCAGUGGAGGAGCUCCCUCCACCACCUCCUCCAGUGGAGCCUCCUGUGGAGAGUGCCUGGGAGCGAGGUCUAAGGCAUGCCAAAGAGGUGCUGAAAAAGGCCACCAUCCGAAAGGAGCAAGAGCCAGACUUUGAGGAGAAGCGCUUCAACGUGACCAUCGGAGAAGACGAGAGAGAAUUUGACAAAGAAAAUGAUUUCUUCAGAGAACGCAGCUACCGCAUCAUCAGAGAUGAAAUGGAGUUCAGAGAUCCAGUUUAUGGUGACCCGUAUGCUGAUCCAUACUACGACUAUGAAAUGGAGGCCCUGUGGCGAGGUGGCCAGUAUGAAAACUUCAGAGUGCAGUACACUGAAGCUCCUCUUCCUUACCACUACAGUGAGCGUGAACGCGAUCGUGACCCCCGAGAGCGACAUCGGGACCGAGAGCGGGAGAGAGAUCACCGUGAGAGGGAGCGCCGGCAGAGAGAGAGGGAGAGAGAGCGGGAACGCGAGAAGGAGCGGAUGCGGCGGAAAGAGGAGUGGGAGAGGGACCGGAUGAAGCGGGAUGAGAAGGAGAGGCCGAGGAUGCGUCCACCUCGAGACCCCAGGGAGAAGAAAGACGAGGACAAACUGAAACCACGCUCUCCCCUUGGCAUGCCACCCAACAGGCCAAUGGAGCCUCCCUCAAAGAAGGAUGCUGUUCCAGUUAUGAGGCGACCAGAUGAGUGGAAGGACCCGUGGCGUCGAUCCAAAUCCCCUAGAAGGCGCCCUGGGCUGGGCUCCCCACCAAGAGGCCGCCGGCGCCAUCGCCCCUCAGGCUCCUCUGUGUCUCUGUCUAACUCCUCCAGGUCGUCAUCUCGCUCUUCAUCCUACACAGGCUCUGGGUCCUCUCGUUCCCGCAGCCGCUCUUCCUCAUUCAGCUCCUACUCCAGCCACUCCUCCCAGCGCAGCUCCUUCAGUGGCAGCCGCUCUAGGUCUCGAUCGUUCUCCACAUCGCCCUCACCGAGUCCAGCAGCACCGAGGAAUGCUAAGAACAAACCAGAUCUUCCCCCUGCAUUAGCUAAAGGCAUGCCGCUGAAGCCGGGUGCCAUGCCCCCUCCUCGCAGGGACAAGCCUGCCAUGAAGAAAGCCCCCAGUCCUCCUCCACCUGGUGGACUGCAGAGCAGGCCUUCCAAACCUCUGCCAGAGGGAGGGAAGCCUCCCUCCAAUCCCCGGGAGGCUGGAGGCGCAGGAGGCGGGGCAGGCAGUGGUGGAGCGGGGAGACCCCUGCCUCCAAGGGAACCUGGGAAACCUCCCAACCCGAGGGAAGUCAGGCGGAAAGAACGGCAGCAGCAUCCUCCGCGGAGGCGAACAGUGAGUGGGAGUGUGAGUGGAAGCGGUAGCAGUUAUACUGGUUCUAGCUCCAGAUCCAGAUCAAGAUCCUCCUCCAACUCCCUGUCACGUUCACGCUCACGCUCCGGAUCCAGAAAAUCCAGGAAAUCCAGAUCGCUGAGUGUGAGCAGCGUGUCAUCAGUGUCAUCAGCAUCAUCCAGCAGCAGCUCGGUGCGAAGCGCAGACUCAGAUGACAUGUAUGCUGACCUAGCCAGCCCGGUGUCUUCUGCCAGCUCCCGCUCGCCAACACCGAAUCACUCUCGCAAGGAGCGAGGGCCGCGGGACCGGCCUCCACAUGGCAGAGACAGGAACAGGGACAGACCAUCAAAGAAGGAUGAAUCCUUCAGGGAGGACCGCAGAAAGAAUGAGUCAUCUGGUCCCCCAUCUAGAGGAGGCAACCCCAUGCCCAGAUCAGGGCCUGGUAGCAGGGGUGGCCACCCAGGACACCCCCCACCUGGAUCCAUGGGACCCCCAGGAAGCUACGGAGGUUCAGGUUCUCACAAGGACAUCAAACUCACUCUCCUCAAUAAGGGCGAUAAAGGCAGCAGAAAGAGGUACCUGCCUUCAGACAAAGACAGGCGCUCUCCCCUCAGCAAGAGAAUGGCUCUGUCUCCAGACAGAGGCCGUGAUAAGAGGAUCCCUGGUCGACCCCCCUUUUCCCCUCGAAUGGAUCGGUCCAGAGGGCAAGGGCCCCGACCCAUGCCCCCCCAGGGAGACAGAAAACGUCCUCUGUCACCACCCCCCAAGUCAUCUGGGAAAGGCCCAGCGGCGCCAUCAGGCAAACCAGCCGCCCCGGGCUCCGCUUCGGCCGCUGGCUCGGGCUCGGGCAAACCCAGCAACACACUGUCCCGCCGCGAGGAGCUGCUGAAACAGCUGAAGGCCGUGGAAGACGCCAUCGCAAGGAAACGAGCAAAGAUCCCCGCCAAAUAAACGGAAGCCCACUCCCCGCCUGUUCGUCUGCCUGCCUGCACGGCCUCGUUAGCCGGGGCACAGUGAGGGUCAUGGGAUUGAGCGUUUUCCCCUGCCUUCAAUGGACAUGUAAAAAAUGUUGUAUGGUUCAUGUAUAAAGGCUGUCGUGUAAGUGAACAGGAAGUGGUCACCACAAAAACCAUCUUCUGCUUGUUUGCCCUCAGAGAGGUUUGGCUCUGCUCCUUUCUAGAGCAUCGUUCACUCCCAUACGCCCGACUUUAACGGCCCUUAAAAGUCUUUGAAUAUCUUGUCUGCGGAUAUCCUCAUCAUGGAAAAACCGGAGGGCAUUUGGUGAGGGAGGGACAUCUCAGGACUGGAGUGUAGACUUCACAGAAGUGUAGUAAGGUGCACUUGAUCACUUGCUGCUCACUCUGUUCCUUCAGUGAAAAGGAAGCAUCUUCCUCGUCUGGUGCGAUGAAUGACAGAUUUAUACAAUUCAAUCGACUUCUGUCUUCUGUCUUUCUCUGCCCCCUUUUAUCGUCUCGUUCUCUCACGUUUUCUUUCUUUAGUUUGCGGAGCGGUGUGACUGUUGGGUCAGCUCGACAGGGCACUGACAGCCUACAGGGCUUCACAACACUUCUUUGUAAAAAAUCUACAAAUUCUUGAGCAUCCAUAUUCGGCCCCUGUAAGCAACCACGAGCCCAGGCUUUGUUCAGAGGGGGCCAAUGUUUAACCAAUGACUCGUCUGCGUUCUGUGUUUUAGGGCAGUGUUCACUGUCACACCUUGUACAAUAAUAGCAAUUCAUCAAAUUCGUUAAAGCGUAUGAUUAUAGACAACAGUGAUGUGAAGUAUUGCUUCUUUUUUUUUUUUCUUUUUUUUUUUUUUAAUCUACAGCAUUUUGUUUUCUUCUUAGCUCUUAAGUGAUAAACCGAUGUUUUAUUUGUGUCACAUUUUUAGUUGGAGUAUGAGAGUUGGACCGGGGACAUUUAGAGACAAGAUAUGUCUUGCUUUUGUGACAAAAGCCUUCUAAAUAAACUAUUUUGAUAAAGAGAA